This is a messenger RNA of Mytilus californianus (California mussel), 450 nucleotides long. Its product is annotated as solute carrier family 22 member 5-like. The record is from RefSeq and is a predicted model, not a curated record. The coding region runs from base 1 to 450 and encodes 149 amino acids. The transcript is spliced from 5 exons. Lineage: Eukaryota; Metazoa; Mollusca; Bivalvia; Mytilida; Mytilidae.
AUGAGACUGUUUGCCUCGUUUUGUAUUUAUCUCGGAUUUUGUGUUGGUCUAUACCUACUUUUGAUUCUUGUGUAUUUUAUACGAGAAUGGGAACUUCUAAUGUGGGCUAUCGGUGUACCAAUUGAAUUAAUAAAAUCCAAGUCUUUGCUGUGGAGAUUAAGCAUCGUUAGUAUGAACUGGUUUGCUCUUAAUUUGGUCUAUUAUGGUAUAUCCAUGAACGUUGCCAAAUUUGGUGGUGACUUGUUUGUGAAUUAUGCUGCGUCCUCGUCUGCUGAACUUUUGGCAAUAUUGUUUUCACAGACUUGGCUAACAACCAGCCUAGCUAUGAUUGGGAAAUUUUUUGUAUCAAUCGCUUUUUUUGUUGUUUAUAUGUUAACCGCCGAACUUUUCCCUACUGUACUGAGGGCAUCAUCACUAGGACUUCUUCAAACCAGUGAUGGAUUUCAGUGA